Messenger RNA from Pieris brassicae (large cabbage white), 789 nucleotides. RefSeq names its product synaptogenesis protein syg-2-like. Bases 1 to 789 code for a protein of 262 amino acids. The record is from RefSeq and is a predicted model, not a curated record. The transcript has 5 exons. Lineage: Eukaryota; Metazoa; Arthropoda; Insecta; Lepidoptera; Pieridae.
AUGGCAGGUAAUAAGGUAUUUCUUCCAUGUGACACUCAGCCCAGUGCUCAAGACAAGGUGGACAUGGUGCUGUGGUUCAAAAAGGCUAAUGGGCAACCUAUUUACACUUAUGAAGUGCGCGGGCGCCCAAUGAGUCAGCCGAAAUCGUCAUCCAGUGCAAUUGGUACUCGAGCCUACUUCUACGCUACGGUCACUCCUGCUAUUCUUUUAUUGGAACAUGUGACUCCAGCAGAUAGUGGAAUAUACUGGUGUCGGGUAGACUUCCUACGCUCAGCAACACGAAAUUAUAUGGUUAAUUUGACAGUCAUCACUCCACCGAAUAGACCGACCAUAAUUGAUGAGAGGACGCAGCACUCAAUUCGCUUGUUGGAACCAUAUAAUGAAGGAGACACGAUGAAGCUAUUGUGUGAAGUAAAUGGAGGAAUUCCACGGCCAAGUCUCAUAUGGUAUUUAGAGAACACAAUAAUAGAUGAGACGUUUGAAGAAGAGGACAAUGGAGUUACCAGCAAUGCAUUAACAUUCCCAAGAUUGGGACGAGAGCAUCUUAAUGCUAGGCUUAGUUGUCAGGCCUCCAACACAAACUUAUCGCCACCGCCGAGUAAAGUGAUUAUCAUAAACAUAAACUUGAGGCCUCUCAGUGUGCAGAUAGUGAAGAAAGAAGAACAGCUUUCUGCUUACCGAAGUUACGAUGUGGAGUGCAUCGUUACUGGUUCUCGUCCUGCACCGCAGAUUACCUGGUCGAUAGGUUCUAAGCCUCUAAGAGAUAAUGUCAUUAAUGUAAGUGGUUAA